UGUUUUAAUUUUUGUAUUUGAUAUUUUUAUAGUUUAGGGUUUUUUUUAGUUUUUUUUAGUUUAGGGUUUAAGAGGGUGGGUUUUGGUUUUUUUUUCUACUUUCGCACAGUCCGAGUCGAAAGCUGCUAGGUUUUCUGUCAUCAUUUCCUCUAGUCUUUUAGGGUUUAUUUCCUAUCGGAUAGUCUCUUGGAAGUCACCAUGUGGGCGCUUCGCCGAGCCUCUAAUCCUCUCAAGAACCGAGGAUUUAGCAUUGGAACUUCUCAAGCUGGCUUUACUAAUUUAGAAAUUACAGUUUGUAAUUUAGAUAACAAGGUUGGUAUUGGUGAGUUACCCCAAGUAAAGGCCAAUAGAUCCCUAUUCUUAAAGAGGUUCUACAACACAGCAUAUGAUUCUCCAAAAUUCUUUCUGGGAAGAUUUAGUUUUUCUUCGCAAGCUGGUGCAAAAAGCAGCGGAGAGGAAGAUGAUGACUUGGAGGAUGGAUUUUCUGAGCUUGAAACUUCAGCAAGUGGCGAAGCAAUUCAAAAUAAAAAUGCAGAGGAUGAAAAUGAAGAUGAAUUACUUUCUGAAGCUGAGCUCUUUGGAGAGGAUGGUGAUGGUAAUGGGGAAUUAUUGGAUUCUGAGACCGAUGUAACUCAGAAAAAGUCACCAAGAAAAAAAGAAAGAGUUCAGUCGUCAAUGUUGAAGGCUAUCUUGGAUGCUCCAGGUUUGUCUGUUCAUAAUGCUUUGGAUAAGUGGGUUGAAGAAGCAAAUUUGACCCGGGCAGAGGUAUGGCUGGCUAUGCUCAACCUUAGGAAGCGUCGGAUGUAUGGGAGGGCGUUGCAGCUCUCAGAGUGGUUGGAGUCAACUAAGCGGCUAGAUUUUGUUGAAAGAGAUUAUGCUUCUCGUCUUGAUUUGAUUGCCAAGGCACGUGGUCUUCAAAAGGCAGAAAACUAUAUUGAGAAGAUCCCAGAAUCCUUCAGAGGGGAACUAAUGUACCGAACUCUGUUGGCUAAUUGUGUUGUUGCCAAUAAUGUGAAGAAAGCAGAGGAAAUUUUCAACAAAAUGAAGGACCUAGAAUUCCCAGUUACAUCCUUUUCUUGCAACCAGUUGCUCCUCCUAUAUAAGAGGUUUGAUAAGAAGAAAAUAGCCGAUGUACUGUUAUUGAUGGAGAAAGAAGAUGUGAAGCCCACGCUCUUCACUUACAAAAUAUUGAUAGAUACCAAAGGCCUGUCUAAUGACAUAACUGGGAUGGAGGAAAUUGUUGAGACCAUGAAGUCUGAAGGAUUAGAACCGGACAUCAACAUACAGUCGAUCUUGGCUAGGCAUUAUAUCUCUGGUGGGCUGAAAGUAAAAGCUGAGGCUCUUUUGAAAGAGAUGGAAGGAGGCAGCUUAAAAGAGAAUCGCUUGGCUUGCCGAUCUUUACUUCCUCUUUAUGCAGCCCUCGGAAAGGCUGAUGAAGUGGGAAGAGUUUGGAAGUUUUGCGAGUCUAAUCUCCGGCCUGAUGAGUGCAUGGCUGCCAUUGAAGCUUGGGGGAAAUUAAAGAAAAUUGAAGAAGCAGAAGCAGUCUUUGACAAGAUGUCAAAAACGUGGAAGAAACUAUCCUCGAGGCAAUAUUCUGCACUCAUGAAAGUCUAUGCAAAUAAUAAGAUGUUGGUCAAGGGGAAGGAUCUUGUAAAGCAGAUGGCAGAUAAUGGAUGCCGAAUUGGGCCAUUGACUUGGGAUGCGCUUGUGAAGCUUUAUGUGGAAGCAGGAGAGGUGGAAAAGGCAGACUCCAUUUUGCAGAAGGCUGCUCAGCAGAACCAGAAGAAUCCAUUGUUUAGUUCUUAUAUGGCUGUUAUGGACCAUUAUGCAAAGAGGGGUGAUAUACAUAAUUCUGAGAAAAUGCUUCACAGGAUGAAACAGUCUGGGUAUGUCGGUCGUCCUCGGCAGUACCUAGUCUUGAUCCAGGCUUAUAUAAAUGCCAAAGCUCCAGCCUAUGGCAUUAGAGAGAGGAUGAAGGCGGAUAAUGUAUAUGCUAAUAGAACAUUUACAGGACUAUUGUCGCAGGUUGAUGGUUUUAGGAAGAACUCAGUUUCAGAAUUGCUUGAUUAAGGAUUAUGGUCAUUCAUUCCUUCCCCUUGGGAUGAAUUUGGGGUCAGGUCUUCCAAUGCUCACCAGCCAAGGAUCCAUUGCUAUAUUUUUAUUUAUAUACAGUUAGUAUCAGUUGAAUUGUAGUAGGUUGAAUAUCUACUGUGGUUCUUGUUAUGCUGUUUCUGUUGCUGCUGAACACUCAACUUACAUUUCCAUCGGAAUUUUUACUAUGUAUUUUUGUUUUGCUA
Molecule: messenger RNA, 2297 nt
Organism: Cornus florida
Lineage: Eukaryota; Viridiplantae; Streptophyta; Magnoliopsida; Cornales; Cornaceae
Product: pentatricopeptide repeat-containing protein At1g80270, mitochondrial-like
Exons: 3
Coding region: 199-2070 (623 amino acids)
Cellular component (GO): mitochondrion
Molecular function (GO): protein binding
Source: RefSeq, a predicted model, not a curated record